Macrobrachium nipponense is the source of this 645-nucleotide messenger RNA. RefSeq names its product glutamic acid-rich protein-like. The record is from RefSeq and is a predicted model, not a curated record. Bases 1 to 645 code for a protein of 214 amino acids. NCBI's taxonomy places the organism in Eukaryota, Metazoa, Arthropoda, Malacostraca, Decapoda, Palaemonidae. The transcript has 2 exons.
AUGAAAGUGAUCAGUGUUUGCCUAGUGGCAGUACUGCUGCUGCUUCUCCUGGGUCUGCUGCAGGAGAUCUCGGCCCGUGCGACCGCGGGUGGUGUCGUGAGCGGCGACAGUCUCCUAACUGAUCGUGCCAGAACAUCAUCAACCCUUUCCACAAGCAGUGAUAACAGUGUUGUGGUGCCGAAUACCCGAGCCAAGUAUCCACUCUUUGGAGUUAACAGUAUCGACGUGGAAGAGUCCAAGGAGGAACAGCAACAACAACAGCUGAUGGAUGCCGAGAGAAGAGCCAUCAGGAAUCAGGAGGCUGAGGAGGAGGAGGAGGAGGUGGGAGAUGAGGAGGAGGAGGACGACGAAGACGAGGAGGAGGAUGAGGAAGACGAUGAUGUCGGAGACCGAGAUUACGAGUGGUCUGAGGCCGAUCUGGAAAUGAUCAAACAGAAAAUCCUCGACGGUCUGGGGAUGACAACCGUACCUGAGAAGUCCAAGGAGGAGGAGGAGGAGGAGGAGGAGGAGGAGGAGGGAGGAGGAGGAGGAGGGAGGCGGGAGGAGGAGGAGGAGGAGGAGGAGGAAGGAAGUAAGGAAGGAGGAGGAAGAAGAAGUAGUUCCCACUGCAAGUUCAAGGCGCUGCAGGAAGUGGGGAUUAACUAA